GUGUACGUGGCCUGUCAGUCGAUGCUUAUUGUGCUUGUGGGAGCUGUGCCCGACUAUCGUAUAGACCAAGAAGGAAUUCUGGUGAGCAGAGCUGACCUUGCCAAGCAUAUCCGUUUUGCAGACAACUUCACAUCUAUAGUAACCGAGUGGUGCCUAGUCGAACAAGAGGCCUACAAAGUGAGCCUUGCAUCAUCCCUAUUUUUUGCUGGAUUGCUUAUUGGAAAUAUCACGUUUGGCCCGUUGUCAGAUAAACUGGGCAGGAAACCAAUGUAUAUCUCGGGUCUAUUUUUUGAUGUCAUCUUUGGAUAUGUCACAGCAUUAGCUCCAAAUUAUGACAUAUUUGCAGUGUCACGGUUUUUCGCUGGAAUUGUGAAUGGUGGAAUGGCUCUUGUGUCUUUUGUCCUAACCCAAGAAUAUGUAGGAAAAUCAUUUUGGUCAUUUACAGGUUCGCUAACUAAUUUGACAUUUGCAGUUGGCAUUGCUGUUUAUGCGUUACUGGGUUACUGUGUGAGAGAAUGGCGCUACCUUGCCUUGGUAUCGAAUACUCCAGGAGUCAUCUUCCUCCUCCUUUCUUUUAUGCUCCCAGAAUCGCCACGAUGGCUGUAUUCCCAAGGGAAAACAGCAGAAGCUGAAUGUGUGUUGCAAUAUAUUGCCCUUGGUAAUGGAAAAGAGAGAUUUAAUCUAAAAUUAAAACCAAGUGCAGAAACUUUGAGAAAGGAUGAAUCAGCACCUGGUAUCCUAAACUUAGUGAAACACCCAGUCCUUCGGUGGCGAACCGUCAUACUGAUGUACAUCUGGUAUGUCUGCAGCUUUGUGUACUAUGGACUAACUUUAAAUGCUGGUGAAUUAAAAGGAAAUCUGUAUUUAAAUGUGGCUCUUUCUGGUCUUGUAGAAGUUCCAGCAUUUCCUCUCUGCAUGCUUUUCAUUGAGAAAUCCUGGUCUGGAAGACGUAAAACUAUGACAUGUUUUCUGAUGUUUGCAGGAUUUGCCUGUAUAUUUACCAUGUUUGUGCCAACAAAUGCUGGUCUGCUGCUCAGUCCCACAUUGUUAGCUUUGUGUGGAAAAAUGAUGGUCAGCGCCGCGUUCAACAUCGUGUAUAUUUAUACGUCUGAACUAUACCCGACGGUGCUGAG
Molecule: messenger RNA, 1133 nt
Organism: Tauraco erythrolophus (red-crested turaco)
Lineage: Eukaryota; Metazoa; Chordata; Aves; Musophagiformes; Musophagidae
Source: RefSeq, a predicted model, not a curated record